This is a messenger RNA of Alternaria postmessia, 1644 nucleotides long. RefSeq lists its product as uncharacterized. Gene Ontology annotation, biological process: carbohydrate transport; transmembrane transport. The transcript has 3 exons. Gene Ontology annotation, molecular function: carbohydrate:proton symporter activity. Lineage: Eukaryota; Fungi; Ascomycota; Dothideomycetes; Pleosporales; Pleosporaceae. Gene Ontology annotation, cellular component: membrane. Bases 1 to 1644 code for a protein of 547 amino acids. The record is from RefSeq and is a predicted model, not a curated record.
AUGGGCAAGUUCUACGGCCUCCGGGGCACUAAGCUCAACAUUGCCAUUGCUAUUAUUGCAGGCACAGAUUUCGCACUCUUCGGUUAUGAUCAAGGUGUAAUGGGUGGUUUGCUCACCCUGGGCUCAUUCAUCAGAUACUUUCCCGAAAUCGACAGCGUCAACCCACCGCCAGGCAGUUCAACAAGCCAUGCUGCAACCAUCCAGGCCAUCACGGUCGGUGCCUACACACUCGGCUGCUUCUUCGGCGCCGUAGCAACCAUCUGGCUCGGCAACAUGCUCGGACGCAAGAAGACAAUCUUCAUCGGCAGCGCCAUCAUGAUCGUAGGAGCCAUCCUCCAAACAUCAUCUUACGGUCUUGCACAACUUAUUGUCGGACGAUGGAUCACCGGUUUCGGAAACGGCAUGAACACGAGUACAGUUCCCACAUGGCAGUCUGAAACAUCGAAACCGCAUCGCAGAGGUCAAAUGGUCAUGAUUGAAGGAUCGAUGAUUGUCUUCGGUGUCAUGCUUAGCUACUGGCUCGAUCUGGGGUUCUCUUUCCUUGAACCGAGCAGCAUCGCCUGGCGCUUCCCGAUUGCUUUCCAGAUUAUUCUGGCCCUGUUCAUUCUCGUCAUGAUCCCCGGUCUUCCUGAGAGUCCACGUUGGCUGGUGCUCAAGGGCCGAGAGGCGGAGGCUUUGGAGGUAUUGGCUGCAUUGAGCGAUCUGCCUCAGGAUGACAAGAGAAUCCAAGAGGAGUUCCAGGCUGUCAAGGACGUCACUCUGGAAAUGUCGCGCGGUGGUUUCCGAGAUUGUUUCAAGAUGAACAAGAACCGCAACUUCCACCGCACAGUGUUGGCGUAUGUCAACCAGAUGUUCCAACAAAUCUCGGGUAUCAACCUAGUCACCUACUACGCCGCAACCAUUUUCGAAAACUCCAUCGGUCUCUCGCCCUUCCUCAGUCGCCUCUUGUCCGCAUGUAACGGCACAGAAUACUGGAUGGCGAGUUGGAUUGCCAUUUUCACAAUCGAGAAGUUUGGACGUCGCUCUUUGAUGAUGUUCGGUGCGGCCGGCAUGUCAAUGUCCAUGGCUGUCCUAGCAGGUGCAACCAGCAACAUUGGUAACACGAGCUUGGGUCUCCUCGCCACCGUCUUCCUCUUCGUCUUCAACUCCUUCUUCGCCAUUGGCUGGCUAGGCAUGACAUGGUUGUAUCCCGCAGAGAUUACACCCUUGUCCAUUCGUGCGCCUGCAAACGCCAUUUCCACCACCGCCAACUGGAUAUUCAACUUCCUCGUCGUCAUGAUCACUCCUCCUGCAUUUGCAAACAUCGGCUACCAGACCUACAUCAUCUUCGCCGUUAUUAACGCCGCAAUGGUGCCCUCCGUAUACUUCUUCUUCCCGGAAACCGCGUACCGCUCCCUCGAGGAGAUGGACGAGAUCUUCCACAAGGCAACGGGUCCGUUCAACGUCGUUGGCAUUGCGCACGACUUGCCACAUCGGUACGGAAAGAAGGGCGAGCUGCUCAUUGAUUAUGCGGAUACAGAGCAGGCGCACGAUGCAGAGAGGAGGAGGAGCUCUGUUGUGGCCGUGCAGCCGACGAAUGGGGGUGUGUUGGCCAGAGAUGAAGAGAAGGAGAUUAGGGAGCAUUUGGAGAACGGUGGGAAGUAG